This is a messenger RNA of Linum trigynum, 501 nucleotides long. NCBI's taxonomy places the organism in Eukaryota, Viridiplantae, Streptophyta, Magnoliopsida, Malpighiales, Linaceae. The record is from the annotation of a GenBank genome assembly.
AUGUCUCAGCGGGGCUCUUCCUCGGCGACCAACAUCAGCAGGUCUGGGACGGUGCUUUGCAAGCACAACGUUCCCGCCGUGAUUAAGACGUCGGGUACCGAGUAUAACCCAGGCAGGAAAUUUUACGGAUGUCCUUAUUGGAAGCAGAAUGAGAGUGAAAAUCUAGGGAAGAAAAAUUGUCGGUUCUUUAGGUGGGUUGAGAUGGUUGGCGAUGAAAUGGUUGGGGAUGAAAUGGAGGAUCGAAAGGGUUCUAUGGAGAGCCUAAUUUGCCAACUUGAGCACAGUUUGCUCAUCGCUGAGUCUAAGGCAGAGAGGAGGAAGCAGGAGAAAAAGAGACUAUCUCAAGAUAUGAUUGUGUGGAUGAAAGAUCGUGAGACUAUGUUAGCCCAUGGAAGGAGAUUGAAUCAUGAUGUUCAAAUUAUUCGUAUUAUGUUAACAAUUCUUCUUGUUGUGAAUGCCUCUUUCCUUCUUGUUUUGUGGGGAUACAGAUCUGGUAUGUAA